Molecule: messenger RNA, 443 nt
Organism: Meloidogyne enterolobii
Lineage: Eukaryota; Metazoa; Nematoda; Chromadorea; Rhabditida; Meloidogynidae
Source: the annotation of a GenBank genome assembly
AUGAAAUUUGGUCAAUUAAAACUUCGCCCAAUAAUUUCUUCCAAUUUGAAAGCAGAAAUGGAAUAUAAUCAACUUCGUUUAGAGCAAGUUCUCUCUCCUUUGUUGGCGCUUAUGUAUGGGACUGGAGACAAUGUACCUAACAAUUUAAUUCGUUCUUGUCUUAUAUUUGCUUGUGACCAUGGAAUGAAAAAAAUUGUUAAGGAAUUGGAAGAGAUGAUUUGUAAUGAAUUAAUUACUGGACCUAAUAUUCUGCUUAAUCAUUUCCAAUUUGCUGAGAGAUAUCAUUUGAAGAAUUUGGAACGCUUUUCUCUGUGGCAAUUGGAAUGUGAAGAGUAAAUAAAUUUAUUAAUUAAAGCUGGACCUCGGUAUAAGAUAACCUCUUGGGGCUGAAAAAUAGUCUCUUGUAAUGGGGUGUCUCUUAGAUAGAGGGUAUCGCUUAGAUG